AUGGCAUCAAUUUCAGUAUUAAAUCCAAAAGCAGAUAUUUUACGGAAAUCUGUAGCUUUUGCUGCUAAUUUUCAUGCUGCAAAGGGUCUUCAAAAAGUUAUAAAGUCUAAUUUGGGGCCACGUGGCACUUUAAAAAUGCUAGUUGGAGGUGGGGGACAAAUUAAAGUAACAAAAGAUGGAUGUGUUCUAUUAAAUGAAAUGCAGAUUCAACAUCCUACAGCUUCUAUGAUAGCAAGGGCUGCCACUGCUCAGGAUGAUAUUUCUGGUGAUGGGACAACUUCUAUAGUAAUUAUAAUAGGGGAAAUACUUAAACAAGCUGAACGUUUUGUAACUGAAUCAGUCCACCCACAAUUACUCUGUGAAGGUAUUGAUAUUGGUAGAAAAGCCUUAAUUAAUUUAUUAGAUGAAGUAAAGAGUCCAAUUUCAUAUGAUGAUCGCGAGAUGCUACAGCGAGUAGCACAAACAUCACUAAGAACUAAACUGUCUCAUGCAAUUGCUGAUUCCUUAUCAGAUAUUGUUACAGAUGCUGUUUUGAUUGUGUUAGAUAAGGAGUCUCAUGUUCCAGUUGAUCUUCAUAUGGUGGAAGUUCUCCCAAUGAAACAUGGACUGACAUCUGAAACACGUUUAGUACGAGGCAUGGUUUUAGAUCAUGGAGCUAGACAUCCAGACAUGCCUAAGGAUCUUAGAAAAUGCUUUAUCUUGACAUUGAAUGUCUCUUUGGAAUAUGAGAAAAGUGAAGUUACAUCAUCUUUUAUGUAUUCUUCUGCAGUACAAAGAGAACGCUUAGUUGAAGCUGAAAGAGCCUUCACAGAUGAGAAAGUCAGAAAAAUUAUUGAACUUAAGCGUAAAGUUUGUGAAAUAAAACCUGGAAGCUCUUUUGUUGUAUUAAAUCAGAAGGGAAUAGAUCCUCCAUCGCUAAGCAUGUUAGCUCAGGAAAAUAUCUUAGCCCUCAGAAGGGUUAAGAGGAGAAAUAUGGAACGUCUAACUUUAGCUUGUGGUGGGAAUGCUAUGAAUUCUGUAGAGGAUCUAUCAAUUGAAGAUCUAGGAUGGGCAGAUCACGUCUAUGAAAAAAGUAUUGGAGAAGAUAAAUUUACUUUUGUAGAGGGGGUUAAAAGUUGCAAAAGCUGUUGUAUUCUUAUUAUAGGCCCUAAUGAUCAUAGUAUUACUCAAGUUAAGGAUGCUAUUCGUGAUGGACUGAGAGCUGUGAAAAAUGCUAUUGAUGAUAAAUAUAUCGUUCCAGGAGCAGGUGCAUUUGAAUUAAUGGCAUAUCAACAUCUACAGAAUAUUCGUAAAGAAGUUCAUGGCAAGUCUAAGUUUGGAGUAGAUAUUUUGGCGGAUGCAUUUCUUGCAAUACCCAAAACUUUAGCUGAAAAUGCAGCUUUGGAUCCACAAGAAAUUACAUUAAAUACUCUUGAUGCUCUACAGAAAUCUAAUCAGCCUUUGGGUAUAGAUCUUACAACUGGUGAACCGUUUUACCCCAUAAUUGAUGGUGUUAUUGAUAAUUAUUGUGUCAAGAGACAAAUCCUAAGUAUUGCUCCUACUCUUGCUCAGCAACUACUUUUAGUAGAUGAAGUUAUCAAAGCUGGGAAGCAGAUGCAAUAA
Messenger RNA from Cryptosporidium muris RN66, 1602 nucleotides. Its product is annotated as TCP-1/cpn60 chaperonin family protein. Gene Ontology annotation, molecular function: ATP hydrolysis activity; ATP-dependent protein folding chaperone; ATP binding. The record is from RefSeq and is a predicted model, not a curated record. The coding region runs from base 1 to 1602 and encodes 533 amino acids. Gene Ontology annotation, cellular component: chaperonin-containing T-complex. The transcript has a single exon. Gene Ontology annotation, biological process: protein folding. NCBI's taxonomy places the organism in Eukaryota, Apicomplexa, Conoidasida, Eucoccidiorida, Cryptosporidiidae.